This is a messenger RNA of Helianthus annuus (common sunflower), 1220 nucleotides long. RefSeq names its product NADH--cytochrome b5 reductase 1. Lineage: Eukaryota; Viridiplantae; Streptophyta; Magnoliopsida; Asterales; Asteraceae. The coding region runs from base 147 to 980 and encodes 277 amino acids. The transcript is spliced from 11 exons. Gene Ontology annotation, molecular function: cytochrome-b5 reductase activity, acting on NAD(P)H. The record is from RefSeq and is a predicted model, not a curated record. Gene Ontology annotation, biological process: electron transport chain.
GUGUGAGUGGGUUUGGAUUCAUUGCUAUCAGAAACCUGCUUGCUUCUUCAUCUAAUCUAACGCCCUAAUCCCUACCUACCUACCUACCACCCCCUCGGGUAUCUUCCAUUUCUAUUUUGUCUCUCGUCUUCCGAUAAGUUCGAGCAAUGGACUUUUUGGAAGCAAAGGAGAUUCAGGUCGGCCUUGCUGUUGCCGUUCUUGCUGUGGUCGCCACCGCAGCCUACUUUUAUUCCUCAAAGAAAACCAAAGUUGGAAGCAUAGAUCCUGAAAAUUUUAAGGAAUUCAAGCUUGUGAAGCGCACGCAGCUUAGCCAUAAUGUGGCCAAGUUCAGAUUUGCUCUUCCUACACCUACUUCGGUGCUGGGCCUUCCUAUUGGCCAACACAUAAGUUGCAGGGGUAAAGACAGUCAAGGGGAAGAGGUUAUUAAGCCAUACACUCCAACCACCUUGGACACUGAUGUGGGAUAUUUUGAGUUGGUUAUUAAGAUGUACCCACAAGGUCGGAUGUCUCAUCACUUCAGAGAGAUGCGUGAAGGUGACUAUUUGCCCGUAAGGGGACCUAAGGGGCGUUUUAGGUAUCAACCUGGUCAGGUGAGAGCUUUCGGAAUGCUUGCUGGGGGCUCCGGGAUCACUCCAAUGUUUCAGGUUGCUAGAGCUAUACUAGAAAACCCAAAAGACAUGACCCAGGUGCAUCUCAUCUAUGCUAAUGUCACAUAUGAAGACAUCCUUCUUAAGGAAGAAAUCGAUGGACUUGCAACUAAUUACCCUGACAGGUUCCAUGUGUACUAUGUAUUGAAUCAGCCACCAGAGGAAUGGACAGGUGGUGUUGGUUUUGUAUCGAAAGAAAUGAUCCAAACCCAUUGCCCUGCACCCGCAGCCGAUAUUAAGGUUCUAAGAUGCGGGCCACCACCAAUGAACAAGGCCAUGGCUGGUCAUCUAGACGCUUUGGGAUAUUCGGCUGAGAUGCAAUUUCAGUUCUAAACAUAUCAAGAUAACAAAUUGACACCACAUUUUGUGCAUCAAGUUUAGUUGUUAGUUACAGAACAUUUCCAGUGUAAUUUGCGUUUGGCUCGGAUUAUGUUGAUGAAUGUUGUUGGUGGACAAGUCAUAAGCUUGUUUGUUUGACAACUUAAACCAAAUGGUUGUAUUUCUAAACAGUUUUGUUUGACUGAUUAUGUAAUACAAUGUUCCAAAAUAAUAGCAUUAGAAGUUUGGCCACUU